Messenger RNA from Ilyonectria robusta, 1116 nucleotides. RefSeq lists its product as uncharacterized. Gene Ontology annotation, cellular component: NatA complex. The transcript has a single exon. Gene Ontology annotation, biological process: mitotic sister chromatid cohesion. Gene Ontology annotation, molecular function: acyltransferase activity, transferring groups other than amino-acyl groups. Bases 1 to 1116 code for a protein of 371 amino acids. NCBI's taxonomy places the organism in Eukaryota, Fungi, Ascomycota, Sordariomycetes, Hypocreales, Nectriaceae. The record is from RefSeq and is a predicted model, not a curated record.
AUGUCUCUUCCGUCGACCAAGCCCGCUCAGCUCUCCAUCCGCUCGUUCUUCCAGCCCAAGAGUCCUCAAUACGCCCCGCCACCUUCGAAGAUCGCCAAUUCCCCAGCACCAGCACCGCCUCCACCAACAGCUGCUGUUCCUCCUCCGACCGCCGCUCCCCCAACAGCGAUACCUCCCCCAAAACAACAACAAGACAAGGCGGAGAUCCUCCCUGUGCGCAUCCCGGCUGCCACCUUCACCAUCCCGCCGCUCCCCGCGUCGCUACCCCGCGAGGCCGGCAUCCGGCCCGUCACACGCGACGACCUGAACGCCAUGCGCCGCAUCAACGCCCUGCUGCUUCCCGUCAGCUAUUCGGACACCUUCUACCAGCGCGCCGCCGACCCUGCCACCUCGGGCCCCUUCUCCCGCGUCAUCACCUGGGAGCAUGAUGGCUGCGAGCCCAAGGUUAUUGGCGGCGUCGUCUGCCAGCUCGAGCCCGACUUCGAAGCCGCCAAGGCCGGCAUGGACGAAAUCCCCAAGAAUAUCUACAUCCAGUCGAUCUGCCUGCUCUCGCCCUACCGCUCCUUGGGGCUUGCCAUCGCUGCCGUGGAUAAUAUUGUUGCCACCGCUGUGGCCGACCCGGACCUGCAUGUCAAAUCGUUGACCGCGCACGUGUGGACCGACAACGAGGAAGGUCUGAAAUGGUACGAAGCACGAGGCUUCCAGCGUGAAGAGCAGCCUAUCCGCGGCUACUACAUGAAGCUCCGGCCCGACUCCGCCUGGCUCGUCCGCCGCCCUAUCGCCGCCUCUGUCCGGAACUCCCUGCCCUCCAAGUCCGAGUCUCCCCAAGAGACCACCAUCCUGCCCAGCACCACCGCCGCAGUCCUCAACCUGCCUCCCAUGUCUGGCCCACCCAGGGCCCCAGGCGCGCCCCCACUGCGACACGGCCAGUCCUUCCAGAACCAGCGCGCCGACACCGAAUGGAACGACCUUCCCGAGGACAUGGCUACCGGGCGCCUUACGGCCCCGCCCCGCAUGAACACGAGCGAGACCGGAUCCGCCGGGAGCUCGAGAAGCAGUUCCACGGUGCGCAAGAAGCGGGAUCGCUCUUACCCGGCCGCGGCGUUUGGGAAAUAG